GACGCUGUAACCGCAUUAAUUUCAGUAUCCAUUGCACACGGCCUAGAGAAGAGAAGACCCGCCUGCCCCGAGCUCGGAUUCUCUCCUCGCCUCGUUCUCGUCAUCGUCUUCCGCUAACCCCACCCCACGCUCGUCAACGGGCGAGGCAUCGACGAGUACGCCGGCGGUAAUGAAGGGCGGCGGAGCCAUCAGGAGCGGCAGCGGCGGAGGCGGCGGGCUGAUGCGGACGCGGCUGCGGCUCCCCGUGGUGCUCCUCUCCUGCUCCCUCUUCUUCCUCGCCGGCUUCUUCGGCUCCCUCCUCUUCACCCAGGAUCCACAGGGCGAGGAGGAGCUGGAGCGGCCGCUGUCCAGGGAACGGCUGAUGGAGGCGGUGUGGCCGGAGAUGGCGUAUGGGGAUUCCGGCGACCCCGCGCCUUCCUUGAUCCCUUACCAGAUUUUGAGCUGGCAACCUCGUGCACUAUACUUCCCACAAUUUGCAACAUCAGAACAGUGUGAAAAUGUAGUAAAAACUGCAAAGGCACGUCUUAGGCCGUCCACAUUGGCCUUAAGGAAAGGAGAAACUGAGGAGACUACAAAAGGAAUAAGGACAAGCUCAGGCACAUUCCUCAGUGCUGAUGAAGAUCCAACUCGAACCCUUGCAGAAGUUGAAAAGAAGAUAGCAAAGGCAACCAUGAUACCCAGGAGUCAUGGAGAGCCCUUUAAUGUGCUCCGCUAUGAGAUUGGACAGAAGUAUGCUUCACACUAUGAUGCAUUUGACCCGGCUCAGUAUGGUCCACAAAAGAGCCAAAGGGUGGCAUCUUUCCUGCUCUAUCUCACUGAUGUUGAAGAAGGUGGGGAAACUAUGUUCCCAUAUGAGAAUGGGGAAAAUAUGGAUAUAGGUUACGACUACGAACAGUGCAUUGGCUUAAAGGUAAAACCAAGGAAGGGAGAUGGCCUCUUGUUUUACUCCCUCAUGGUAAAUGGCACAAUUGAUCUGACGUCGCUCCACGGAAGCUGCCCGGUGAUCAAAGGAGAAAAAUGGGUUGCCACGAAAUGGAUUAGGAACAAGACGGUGUAAAUGAUGUUAACGGGCUCGAUGACCCGAAUAGAUCACACGCACAUAGUAACCAUUUUUGCACACGAUCAUGUACUCCUAGUACAUUACAUUUAUUCAAUUUUCAUCGGCUUUCAUUAACCAGCGAGGCAGUAAAGGAACCAACUUGUCACAGUUUCCAUGCUUAUUGACAGGUGUCUAAUCUAGCUUGCUGGGCUCGCAGUUACAAGUCUAUGUUGAUCUGUACUUGGAUUGUUAAUCCAGAAUGUGGCAUCAAAGGCCCAUUUUUUGCGAGCCAGCAGCAAAUAUGUCAUGAAGUGCGAUUUUCCAUGAUGUCAUGAAGUGCCCUUAUUCAUGAAUCAUGAUGGCUCAUCAUCAGUAUGUGUGCAUGCCAGCGCGUGCGUACAUAUGGUCAGACAGCAGCGGAAGGGGCAGGCUGGAGGUGCGAUACUACGGUGCGUUUCUCGUGUCAAGUACCCGGACAUACGUUGUCCCAUCACUCUUGUUAA
Molecule: messenger RNA, 1542 nt
Organism: Brachypodium distachyon (stiff brome)
Lineage: Eukaryota; Viridiplantae; Streptophyta; Magnoliopsida; Poales; Poaceae
Product: probable prolyl 4-hydroxylase 9
Exons: 8
Coding region: 170-1057 (295 amino acids)
Biological process (GO): peptidyl-proline hydroxylation to 4-hydroxy-L-proline
Cellular component (GO): endoplasmic reticulum
Molecular function (GO): procollagen-proline 4-dioxygenase activity; L-ascorbic acid binding; iron ion binding
Source: RefSeq, a predicted model, not a curated record